GGGGGCAGCUCCAGACCGACCCGGAGGACCAGCACUGUCCGCCCGCCGCGUUUCCGGCGAGUCCGCGGGGGUCCGCGCGUGCGCAGAGCGUCCCCCGGGGGAAGAACCUUUCGAUCGCCCCGCGCCCGCGCGCGCGCCCGGGAAGCCAAAGUCCGCGGUGGGCUCGGCGCGGCGGCGCGCGCCAGGGGGCGUUCCCGCGCGGCCGGCCCCGCCUUCUCUCGGCGCCGAGCUAUCCUCCCAGUCUCCCCCGCGGUUCCUGCACUGAGGUUGUCGCCGGCGCGUCCCCUAUCCCGCGGCUCGCUCGCCCUGCCGGUGCCAUGGCGGCCUUCAGCAAGUACUUGACGGCGCGGAACUCCUCGCUGGCGGGGGCCGCGUUCCUGCUGCUCUGCCUACUCCACAAGCGGCGUCGCGCCCUCGGCCUGCACGGUAAGAAAAGUGGAAAACCGCCAUUACAGAAUAAUGAGAAAGAAGGAAAGAAAGAGCGAGCUGUGGUGGACAAGGUGUUUUUAUCAAGGCUCUCACAGAUCCUAAAAAUUAUGGUCCCUAGAACAUUUUGCAAAGAGACAGGCUAUUUGAUACUUAUUGCUGUUAUGCUGGUAUCGCGAACAUACUGUGAUGUUUGGAUGAUUCAAAAUGGGACACUGAUUGAAAGUGGCAUCAUUGGCCGUAGCAGUAAAGAUUUCAAGAAAUACUUAUUCAACUUCAUCGCUGCCAUGCCUCUUAUCUCUCUGGUUAAUAACUUCUUGAAGUAUGGGUUAAAUGAGCUCAAACUGUGCUUCCGAGUCAGGCUCACUAGACACCUCUAUGAGGAGUAUCUCCAAGCUUUCACCUAUUAUAAAAUGGGCAACCUGGAUAACAGAAUAGCAAAUCCAGACCAGCUGCUGACACAGGAUGUAGAAAAAUUUUGUAACAGUGUAGUUGAUCUGUAUUCAAAUCUUAGUAAGCCAUUUUUAGACAUAGUUUUAUACAUUUUCAAGUUAACAAGUGCAAUUGGAGCUCAGGGCCCCGCAAGCAUGAUGGCCUACUUGCUUGUUUCUGGGCUGUUCCUAACUCGACUCAGAAGACCCAUCGGUAAGAUGACAAUUAUGGAGCAGAAGUACGAAGGAGAAUACAGAUACGUUAAUUCACGGCUUAUCACUAAUAGUGAAGAAAUUGCCUUUUACAAUGGGAAUAAACGAGAAAAGCAGACAAUCCACUCAGUCUUCCGAAAACUGGUGGAACACCUACAUAAUUUCAUUUUCUUCCGGUUUUCCAUGGGUUUCAUUGAUAGCAUCAUUGCCAAAUAUGUUGCCACAGUAGUCGGGUACCUGGUCGUCAGUCGUCCGUUCCUCGACCUGGCGCACCCUCGCCAUCUUCACAGCUCGCAUUCAGAGCUGCUGGAGGAUUACUACCAAAGUGGAAGAAUGCUUUUGAGAAUGUCUCAAGCUUUGGGUCGUAUAGUUUUGGCUGGGCGUGAAAUGACUAGAUUGGCUGGUUUUACGGCCCGGAUUACAGAAUUAAUGCAAGUACUAAAGGAUUUAAAUCAUGGAAAAUAUGAACGUACAAUGGUGUCACAACAAGAGAAGGGUAUUGAAGGAGCACAAGCCAGUCCCUUGAUCCCUGGUGCUGGAGAAAUCAUCAAUGCAGACAACAUUAUAAAGUUUGAUCAUGUUCCUUUAGCAACACCAAAUGGAGAUACCUUGAUCCAAGACCUUAGUUUUGAAGUUCGAUCUGGGGCCAACGUUCUCAUUUGUGGUCCAAACGGCUGUGGGAAGAGCUCCCUCUUCCGGGUUCUUGGUGAACUGUGGCCUCUUUUUGGAGGACGUCUCACUAAACCUGAGAGAGGAAAGUUAUUUUAUGUUCCUCAGCGACCCUAUAUGACCCUGGGAACACUGAGAGACCAGGUAAUCUAUCCAGAUGGAAAGGAAGAUCAGAAGAAGAAGGGCAUCUCUGACCAAGUGCUGAAGGAGUACUUGGACAAUGUGCAGUUGGGCCACAUCCUUGAGCGAGAAGGCGGCUGGGACAGUGUUCAGGACUGGAUGGAUGUACUCAGCGGAGGAGAGAAACAAAGAAUGGCGAUGGCAAGAUUGUUUUAUCAUAAACCGCAGUUUGCCAUCUUGGAUGAAUGCACAAGUGCAGUUAGUGUGGAUGUGGAGGACUACAUCUACAGUCACUGUCGGAAGGUUGGCAUCACCCUCUUUACUGUCUCACACAGAAAAUCCCUCUGGAAACACCACGAGUACUACCUGCAUAUGGAUGGUAGAGGCAAUUAUGAAUUCAAAAAGAUCACAGAAGAUACGGUUGAGUUCGGAUCAUAGAGACCAUCUCAAGAACUUCAUCUGCUUCAGAACAAGAUAAUGAAUGGAAUGCAUUUGUAAAUGCAACAUGUAUUGUAAAAUAAAGUUAAGCUUGUUUUUUUUAAAAAAACAAAGCAACAAAUUGACUAGAUAUAGGAUAAUUGAAACAUGUUAAAACAUUUAAUAUUGUAUAGGAUAUUGCUAAUUGUGUAUAUGUUGGUUUAAUUAUUAAUUAUGUACUAAGAAUGUCCUUAUUCUUGUGGUUAAAAAACCUGCCUGAAUUAAAUUGGGCUUAAAUCAGAGUAACCUGAUUCAUCCUGGGAUGUAAACCAUUUGAAGUCAGCUAAUUUGACUUUUAUGGCUCUGUCUCUUUCUUUAAUGAAGAACCCUAUUUAAAACUGGGGUCAUUGGCUGUUCUGUUCUAACAAAGUAGUCUUGAGUUUCAUUUCUUGUGCCCCAUGGUAGUGGGAGCCAAGCCAAUCACAAUGUUUUAUUGAAACCGAUUCUAUCGUUACAGGAUAGCAUUUAUUACGCAGUGGCAGAUUUCUGUAGCUGCUACAUUUAUUCUCAUUCCUCACACAUGCCUUGAGGUGCAUUGGACUCCAGGAGAGCCAUUUGGGUUUUCUUUAGCUAAACAGUAAAUGUACCUGUCUCAGUCUGUUGGACUGAGUCGUAUUGGAGGUUUUCGUGGUGUACAACAGUGUGUAUGCAGUCGUGCUUACACCUGUGGUUACUACACGCUGUGCCAGUCUUACCAGUAUUUGGGAUGUUCAGACACAACCCUCCUACGUGAAGCUGAGGAUUUAGGAGGAUUUUGGAUUUUGUGUAGAGGUGGACAGCCUCACCAGACGUGGCUGUGUGAUGGUGAGCACCACAUGGCUGUAGAGGCACUCCGUGAAGUACUGCACUGAGCACGUGACAUGCUGCUGUCUGUGGCUGUGGUCCCAGUCUGUAACAGUGCUGAGAGGUGUCAGCCACAGUUCCUAGGCUCUGUCUCCGUGGCUGUGGUCCCAGUCUGUAACAGUGCUGAGAGGUAUCAGCCACAGUUCCUAGGCUCUGUCUGUCUCUGAGUCCUGUACAGCUGCCUUGGGAUCAGCGCUGGCUCCCCAGAACCGUUAGUCACUAACUUGUUUGCACAAAGGAGGACUGAGAGUGGACGUGAUCAUAAAUAGUCGUGAAAUCAGUUUGAUAAAGUGGGCUCUGAAAGGCGCGUUUGAUGGUCUUGUUUCUUCAUAACUCAAUCACUGGCUACCAAGAUAACCCUGAUGUAUUGAUUCCAUAAAUGCAUCACAUUCAGUUUUACCAUGUCUCCUUAGCAAACUUGUACACUUAUUUUCUGUUCAGAUUAAAAAAAAAAAAUGAUAACCUACACAACCUGUG
Messenger RNA from Apodemus sylvaticus (European woodmouse), 3656 nucleotides. It is a transcript of the gene Abcd3, whose product is annotated as ATP binding cassette subfamily D member 3. NCBI's taxonomy places the organism in Eukaryota, Metazoa, Chordata, Mammalia, Rodentia, Muridae. The transcript has 23 exons. Gene Ontology annotation, cellular component: peroxisomal membrane; peroxisome. The coding region runs from base 318 to 2297 and encodes 659 amino acids. The record is from RefSeq and is a predicted model, not a curated record. Gene Ontology annotation, molecular function: long-chain fatty acid transmembrane transporter activity; ATP hydrolysis activity; ATP binding. Gene Ontology annotation, biological process: peroxisome organization; long-chain fatty acid import into peroxisome; very long-chain fatty acid catabolic process.